AUUUUCAAACCACCAAACCGAGCUCCCCACUCCACAGCUCACCAACCCUCUCGCCGGAGUCUAGCGAAGCAAGCAAGCAAGCAGGCCAGGAAGAUGGACGGCAGCAAGGCGAAGAAGGUGGCGGCGAAGAAGCUGGGCGGGCCGAGGAAGAAGUCGGUGACCAAGUCCAUCAAGGCCGGCCUCCAGUUCCCCGUCGGCCGCAUCGGCCGCUACCUCAAGAAGGGCCGCUACGCCCAGCGCGUCGGCUCCGGCGCCCCCGUCUACCUCGCCGCCGUCCUCGAGUACCUCGCUGCCGAGGUGCUGGAGCUGGCCGGCAACGCGGCCAAGGACAACAAGAAGACCCGCAUCGUACCGAGGCACCUGCUGCUGGCCAUCCGCAACGACCAGGAGCUCGGGAGGCUGCUCUCCGGCGUCACCAUCGCCCACGGCGGCGUCAUCCCCAACAUCAACCCGGUGCUGCUCCCCAAGAAGUCCGCCGAGAAGGCCGAGAAGACCGAGAAGGCCGGCGCCGCCGCCAAGUCGCCCAAGAAGGCCGCCAAGUCCCCCAAGAAGGCUCCCAAGAAGGCCACCAAGGCCUAGAUCCGGGCGGGCGGAGCGGCCGCGCAGACGAAGCUGAACUGACGAUGCUCCGUCGGCCCUCGCGUGCCUAGCGUCCCUGUUAAGUUAGCUAUGUUAUUAUGGUGUGUUCCCAGGGAGUGUUAAAGCUUGCACUUUUGCUUUGCCCCCGCCAUGUAAUCCUGAACGAAGAGGAAACCUCUGGCUUCCUCUGUUCCUAUGAACCAAUCUGGUAUCCAAUGCAGCGCUUGCUAAAA
Molecule: messenger RNA, 812 nt
Organism: Hordeum vulgare subsp. vulgare (domesticated barley)
Lineage: Eukaryota; Viridiplantae; Streptophyta; Magnoliopsida; Poales; Poaceae
Product: histone H2A.2.1-like
Exons: 2
Coding region: 94-579 (161 amino acids)
Cellular component (GO): nucleosome
Molecular function (GO): structural constituent of chromatin; protein heterodimerization activity; DNA binding
Source: RefSeq, a predicted model, not a curated record